CCCACCGCUUCCUUCCUUCCCUCCACUGUUCCCCUCUCGAUGACCUCACCAACACGACCACCAUGCAUGGCCACUGCCAACACCCACCUGACUCUUGAAUUGCUUGUGUCGAUGCACAUCCAUGCAUGACAUGACAGUGAGAGAGAGAGAGAGAGAGGGAGGUAGCUGUCUUCUUGUGUUAGGGUUAGGCUUUGUGCAGCUUCUAUUCUGUUCCUUCCCCACCACCUGUCUCAGAGAGGAGACUGAUGGCGAGUGGUACCUCCGAGACCUCGAGGAGUCGUCCCUCGGGAAAGAAUACCGCGGCCGACGAAGAAGACGAUCCAAGAAACGGAGUGAGCUCGAGCAGUAGCACGGUGGAGGAGGAAGACGACGACGACCGGAAGGUCAGCGUGCGGCCGUACGUCCGAUCCAAGAACCCAAGGCUGCGGUGGACGCCGGAUCUCCACCUCUCCUUUGUUCAUGCCGUGGAGAGGCUUGGCGGCAAAGACCGAGCGACACCCAAGCUGGUCCUCCAGCUGAUGAACGUAACAGGACUCGGCAUCUCUCACGUUAAGAGUCAUCUGCAGAUGUAUAGGAUCAAGAAUGAUGAUGCUUCGACUCAUGCAAACCCCAAGAACCCUAUCGAUAGUCUCAGCCAUUUCCCCAUGAUGCAUGACAACCAUUCGAGGUGUGUGAAACACUUGAGUUCCAUGCGUGCAACAUCAAACAACCUGAUACAAGAAUUGGGUUUGAACUCUUCUUGUUGUAGCCAUAUGUAUUGGAGGCAAAGCCAACUCCUUACCGCAGCUGGAUCAAGAUCUUAUGCUUCUGCAACUGAAACAUGGAAAUUGGAGGAACAUGAGCCUGAUCUCACUCUAUCUCUAAGUACAGGAUCAAGAAAGGAUAAGCGACCAAAGUUGAGGCAAGUCGAGGAAGUAGAUAGCAGCUCGUUACUCACCUUGUUUCCUCCAUCAUCUUCAAGACAAGACAAUGAUUCACGGAUGUUUUAUUAGAUGCUAAGGAGUCCUCUCUACCUCAGCAGGUUCUGUUAGAGGAAGAGAUCAGCAUGGAGCAUGGGAGUGUGUCGAGGACUCUGUGUCUGACUACAUGAUGGAAAUGUGGUCAGAUGUUUGGUACUCACACAAGGAUGAAGAAGCUGAUCGAUGGACAUUAACACAUCCUUCUCUUCCAUUGUUUCCAACAUGUAUUUGUCUAAUGAGGUAUUAGAAUUACUUGCUUUGAUUGUAUAAUUCUUAUAUAAGUAGAUUUGACAUGCUGUUGGGGAUUGAUAUAUACAUUUCACACACACACACACACACACAUAUAUAUAUAUAUAUAUAUAUAUACUUAUUAAGAUCAGUGAUGAUGAUUUUUCCUUUUAUAUAUGUAUUGGGAUUGUCUUGUACCAUCUUUUGACAUGUAUUGGGAUUGAAUUAAGUGGUCA
This is a messenger RNA of Musa acuminata AAA Group (dessert banana), 1423 nucleotides long. RefSeq names its product putative Myb family transcription factor At1g14600. The coding region runs from base 246 to 992 and encodes 248 amino acids. Gene Ontology annotation, molecular function: DNA-binding transcription factor activity; DNA binding. The record is from RefSeq and is a predicted model, not a curated record. The transcript has 4 exons. Lineage: Eukaryota; Viridiplantae; Streptophyta; Magnoliopsida; Zingiberales; Musaceae.